CGAAAUGUUUUCAAGAAAAAGGCCAAGGAAGCCGCCGUCUCCUUUUGGAAAAGCCCCUUUGGAAAACUUCCAUCCCUGAGGACGAUACGGUAACCUUUUGGGGGGCCUCCCUGCAGGUUCGCACCCUGGCCCGGACCGAUGAAGCCCGUGGGCUGCUGUGGCUCUUGGAGGAGGAGUCCCUUCAGCCUGGGGGCAGCGAGGAGGGUCUUCUGGAGCGGCUCUUCACCCACUACGGCCCGCAGGACGGAGACCAAAAAGCCUCCUCCAACCCGCUUCUCCGGAGCAAUAAACCUCGGCAUUUCUUCCUGGGACACAGCUACGGCACCAACUGGGUGGAGUAUGACACCAGCGGCUGGCUGAGCUACGUCCGGCAAAAUCCCGCCUCCCAGAACAGCUUGGUCCUCCUCCAGGAAUCCCAGAAGAAGAUCAUCAGCAGCCUCUUUGCAGGCCGAGCCGGGGCCACCACGGUGCUCUCGGGCUCCAUCGCAGGGCUGGAGGGGGGCUCCCAGCUGGCCCUGCGCAGAGCCACCAGCAUGCGCAAGACCUUCACCAUGGGGGUGGCGGCGGUGAAGAAGAAGUCCAUGUGCAUCCAGAUCAAGCUGCAGGUGGACGCCCUGAUCGACACCCUCAAGAAGUCCAAGCUGCAUUUCGUCCACUGCUUCCUGCCCAAGGCCAACGGCUGGCGGGGAGAUGCCAAGGGGCCUUACGCCCAGCGGAUGAGCAGCAGCGAGCUGGAUUUGCACGGGGAACACUGCGAGGCCGGCCUGAUGCAGCUGGAGGUGCCCCUGCUGAGAGCCCAGAUCCGGGGAUCCCGUCUCCUCGAUGCCCUCCGGAUGUACCGCCAAGGUUACCCUGACCACAUGGCCUUCGCCGAGUUCCGCCGGCGCUUCGACGUCCUGGCUCCCCACCUGACCAAGAAGCACGGGCGCCAUUAUAUCGUCACGGACGAGAAGAGGGCUGCGGAAGAGCUGCUGCAGUCGCUAGAAUUGGAGCAGAGCUGUUACCAGAUGGGCCUCAGCCGGGUGUUCUUCCGGGCAGGGACCUUGGCUAAGCUGGAGGAGCAGCGGGACAAGCAGCUGUGCCGAAGCAUCACCCUGUUCCAGGCCGCCUGCCGGGGCUUCCUCGCCCGCCAGCACUUCAAGAAGAGGAAGGCCUUGAAAGCUGCCUCUUGCAACAGAUUCGACGGGGAGCUUUCCCAGGCCCACGAUGAGGCCCAGCGGGAGAAACUGGGACGGGAGAAACUGGGACGGGAGAAGGACAUGCUGAUCGCGGAGGUCUUCGGCCUUAAGCAGCAGCUGGAGGAGAAGGAGGCCCAGAUCGCCACCUCCACGCAGAAGGUCCAGGGCCUGGAGGCCGAGCUGCAGGACCUCUCGUGCCAGGAGUCCAAAGACGAAGCCUCCCUGGCCAAAGUCCGCAAGCAGCUCCGCGACUUGGAGGCCCGAGCCAAAGACCAGGAGGAAGAGCUGGACGAGCAGGCGGGCACCAUCCAGGUGCUGGAGCAGGCCAAACUCCGCCUGGAGAUGGAGAUGGAGAGACUGCGACAGACGCACUCCAAGGAAGUGGAGAGCCGCGAUGAAGAAGUGGAGGAGAUCCGCCAGUCGUGCCAGAAGAAGCUGAAGCAGAUGGAGCUGCAGCUGGAGGAGGCCUAUGAGGAGAGGCAGAAGGUGCUGCGGGAGAAGAGAGAGCUGGAGAACAAGCUGGUGGCCGUCAACGAUCAGGUCAGCCAGCGGGACGUCGAAGCGGAGAAGCGGCUGCGGAAGGACCUCAAGCGCACCAAGGCCCUCCUGGCCGAUGCGCAGGUGAUGCUCGACCACCUGAAGAACAACGCGCCCAGCAAGCGGGAGAUUGCCCAGCUGAAGAACCAGCUGGAAGAGUCGGAGUUCACCUGCUCGGCCGCCGUCAAAGCCCGCAAAUCCAUGGAAGUGGAGAUCGAGGAUUUGCAUCUCCAGAUUGAGGACUUCUCCAAAGCCAAAGGAGCGCUGGAGGAGCAGGUGAGCCGUUUGCAGCGGGAGAAGAACGAGGUGCAGAGCCGCCUGGAGGAAGACCAGGAGGACCUGAACGAACUCAUGAAGAAGCACAAGGCUGCCGUGGCCCAGGAGGGGAGCAGCCAUUGUUUACAGGACGUGGUGUCCAAGUACCAGAAACGCAAGAAUAAGCUUGAGGGAGACUCCGAUUCGGAGCUGGAAGACCGCGUGGACGGAGUGAAAUCGUGGCUGUCGAAAAACAAGGGCUCUUCCAAGUCGGUCUCCGAGGACGGAAGUUUGAAGAGUAGCAGACCCGCCGUGGACACGGCUGGCAAGGAGGCUAAGAAUGGGGAGGACAGGCCGGCGUCCGUCAUGAGCUCGCUGAGCUAUCGCAAGCGCGCCAACCUCAAGGACUCCAUUGGAGGGAAAGGGGACGAGGAGAGCCUCUUCUCCGCCCUGAGUGAGCGCCCGGACUCACCGGACCGCUCCUUCCGCAAGGCCACCCGUGCCUCAACGGCUGGCGGCUCGGACGAGAGUAGCUCCCUUGCCUCUUGGAAGAAGCCGCUUGGCGGAGGCCUGGACGAGCUCAGCGAGAGGGGCUCGGUCCUCUCCGAGACCAGCAGCCGCCUCCCAAAAGGGCUGGAGAAGCGCUGGUCCACCUCGGCUGCCGAAUUCGAUCGGACCUCGGUCCUCUCGGCCACGGUCAGUCAGAGUGGAGCCUCCUGGGCGGGCCUGGAAGAUGACACCCGCUCGUCACUCAGCUUGGCCCUCUCAAGCCCCGGGAGCUCCCGGCGUAGCGCUUCUCGUUUGGACGACCUCGUCCCGUCCUACGGCCGCCCGGGCUCCCGGAUCUCUUUGAGCCGUUCCCAGCUGGAUGAUACAGCCAGCCUGGCCCCGAGCGACUCCCGCUCCCUCUGCAGCCAACACUCGGCCGCGCGCAGCCUCUCGGUGCCUCCUCGGCCUCGGACGUCCGCCACAGAUGAUCUGCGCCUCAACGAAGCGGACAUCCGGCCGGUCGGCCAUCGGAGCUACCUCGACCCAGAUCUGGAGGCCGCGAUCAGCGAGGUGCUAAACUACAAGCCUGUCAAAUUCAGACGCUCCAGCCAGGACCCCGACUCAGAUGAAGAUGACCGCAGGAGUGUCCACAGUGCCAGGAGCACCACUCUGCUGGAGACCACCGAACACCCGGCCAGCAGCCUCCGCCGGUCAGCCUCGGCUUUGGACUUCUACAGGCCUGAUCAGAAAACGAAGGGUAGGAGAAGCCGGAAGCGGAGUUCGUCCAGCGACUCCUCCUCCUCCUCUUGCUCCUCUUCCUCCUCUCCCGAACGGCAGCGAAAGACCUCCAAAAAGCGUGCCAAGAAGUCCAAGAAGAAGUCCAAGAAGAAGAAGCAGCAGAGGUCCCACUCUGGUUCAUCUUCAGAGUCUUCGUCCAGUUCCACCGUCUCGUACCGCAGCGACUCCAGCAUCAAGAAGGGCCCGAAACGUUCCGAUGGGGAGAACGGCGGUGUCCCCAGAGAGGGUGGGGGUCCCGAGGCCGGGAAGUCCACCAAGCAGCUGAAGAAGGAGGAGAAGAAACGGAAGAAGCAAGUGGACAGCCUGAUGAUGAAGUACUUGUAUCGGCCGGAGAGCGACUAAAGGCAGGUGGUAGCAUGGAGUGUGCCGAGGUU
Messenger RNA from Notechis scutatus (mainland tiger snake), 3631 nucleotides. The record is from RefSeq and is a predicted model, not a curated record. Lineage: Eukaryota; Metazoa; Chordata; Lepidosauria; Squamata; Elapidae.